Trichosurus vulpecula (common brushtail) is the source of this 2762-nucleotide messenger RNA. Its product is annotated as guanylate-binding protein 1-like. NCBI's taxonomy places the organism in Eukaryota, Metazoa, Chordata, Mammalia, Diprotodontia, Phalangeridae. The transcript is spliced from 11 exons. Gene Ontology annotation, molecular function: GTP binding; GTPase activity. The coding region runs from base 608 to 2386 and encodes 592 amino acids. The record is from RefSeq and is a predicted model, not a curated record.
UCCUACCCCCACCUCCUUUUACAGCUGAGUGACUCGAAGGGAAAGCUAUUUUCUUUCUCUUUCACUUCUUAUUUGCUUCCUUUUUUGACCGUUUUUUAAAUCUUUCCCUGUAUUGCGAAAGCCCGGAAAACCCCGGGACUCAGAAGCAGAGACAUCAGAAUAAAAACCAAGAGUCAAGAAGUAGGGGAGUAAAGCGAGAACAGAGGAAACAGAAGUCACUGCCCUCAGAGUAAGCGAGACCGGGUACUGUGAAAGUGGAUUGGAGUACAUUUGUUGUAAGGCUCCUUCUGGUUAAAACUGUCCAAUCCUACAAUUCACAUACACAUAAAUUGAGACAGAGAGAAGACAUCACUGCUUUCUCUUGUACAUUGGAUGAGAAGAGACAGAAACUAAAUGACUCACAAAUGUUUGGAUUGACUAGAUCGAAAAGUCUCUGGUUCUUAAAGGAAAGAAGAGGCUCCUAUCACAGAUAUGGGGAGUCACAGAUGAUAGCAGGAGAACAGUCCUGUGGGUGCCACCCCUUGGCUCCAUAUUUACAAAUAACAAGUGGGCCUCUCAUGCUCAUUUGAUCAGACUUUCCAUUUGCAGAUAACAAAAUACUUUCAACAUGGCUGCUGAUGUCCAGAUGCCAGCCCCAGUGUGUCUCAUUGAGAAUAAGAAAGGAGAACUGAUGGUGAACCAGAAAUCGCUGGAGAUUCUUUCUUCAAUAACUAAGCCUGUAGUGGUGGUGGCUAUUGUGGGCCUGUAUCGCACUGGCAAGUCCUAUCUGAUGAAUAAGCUGGCAGGGAAAAAGUCAGGUUUCUCCCUUGGCUCCACUGUGCAGUCUCACACUAAAGGCAUCUGGAUGUGGUGUGUUCCUCAUCCCAAGAAACCAAAUCACACCCUUGUUCUCCUGGACACUGAGGGCCUGGGUGACGUGGAGAAGGGUGACAACAAGAAUGACACUUGGAUCUUUGCCCUGGCUGUGCUACUGAGCAGCACCUUUGUCUACAACAGCAUGGGCACCAUCAACCAACAGGCGAUGGACCAGCUGCAUUAUGUGACUGAGCUGACAGAUCGCAUAAAGAGCAAAUCUACCCCCAACACUGAUGAUGUAGAAAAUUCCGCAGAAUUUGUGAGCUUCUUUCCAGAGUUUGUGUGGACUGUACGUGAUUUCACCUUGGAGCUGGAAAUUAAUGGGAAACCCAUCACCCCUGAUGAGUACCUGGAGAUCUCACUGAUGCCUAAGAAAGGCAAACCUGAGGAAGUUAAAAUGUACAACCUACCUCGUCUAUGCAUCCGCCAGUUCUUCCCCAAGAAGAAAUGCUUUAUCUUUGACCGACCCGCCCACCGAAAGAAGCUGUCUCAGCUUGAAAAACUUCAUGACAGUGAACUGGAACCUGAAUUUGUGGAACAAGUUGAAAGCUUCUGCUCCUAUAUCUUCCAGCAUUCCAAUGUGAAAACUCUCCAGGGAGGCAUCACAGUCAAUGGGCCCCGUCUAGAGAAUCUUGUCCUGACCUACGUCCAGGCCAUCACCAGUGGAGAUAUGCCCUGUAUGGAGAAUGCAGUCCUGGCACUGGCUCAAAUAGAGAACACAGCUGCAGUUCAAAGGGCCCUUACAUAUUAUGAAGAGAUGAUGAACAAAAGGGUCCAGUUCCCUACAGAAACCCUUCGGGAGUUGUUGAACAUACAUGCCAUCUGUGAGAAGGAAGCUAUUGAAGUCUUCAUCAAGGAUUCUUUCAAGGAUGUGGACCAGAAAUUCCAGAAGGAAUUGGCGAGCCAGCUAGAAACCAAGCGUGAUGGCUUUUGUAGAAGGAACCAGGACGAGUCAGCAAAACGGUGCAGAGCUUUGAUUCAGGAUAUUUUCAAUCCUCUGGAGGAAGCAGUGAAGGAUGGGACCUUCUCUAAACCAGGCGGCUAUGGUCUCUUUCUGCAGAAGACCAAGGAGCUAAAACAGAAAUACUACCAGCAGCCCGGGAAGGGGUUACAGGCUGAGAAGACUCUGCAGGAAUACCUGAUGUCCAAGGAAGACACAGCUGAUGCAAUACUGCAGGCAGACCAGUCACUCUCAGCAAAGGAAAAGGAUAUUGAAGUGGAGCGUGUGAAAGCUCAGGCUGCAGAGGAUGCUAAAAAGCAAUUAGAGGAACUGCAAAAGAAGACCGAGGAGAUGAUGAAGCAGAAGGAAAAAAGCCACCAGGAGCAUGUAAAGCAACUGACUGAAAAGAUGGAAGCAGAAAGGAAACAGUUAAUAGCAGAGCAAGAGAGGGCCCUGGCUCUAAAACUUCAGGAACAGGAACAAUUACUAAGAGCAGGAUUCCGAAAUGAAGCAGAGCAGUUUGAAAAGCAAAUCAAGUCUCUGGAGAAAAGAAUGAGUGAAUCCAAAAGUGGUGGUUGUAUCAUAUUAUGAAGACUGAGGCCUUCUCCCUCUCUUCACCUCCAACAUAACCUGAGGGAGAGAGUUCAGGAUCCCUGUGAUUUGUGGAACACUUGUAGUGUGAGAGCUAUUGAAAUGCAAGGCUUACAAGCCUGAGGGUAUGAUUUAUUUAGUUUUCUGUUCACUUGUAGCUAGAGCAUAUUUGAAAAACCUAGUGAUUUUCCUUAAACACCUGUGAUGAUUUUAAAACAGGGGAAAAGUGUGUGACUGUCCCUUUGCAUUCGAUUCCUAUUUCAAAUGUCUCUGUCAACUUUUCUCUUUUUUCUUGAAUAAAGUAUGGCUCUUGGUAUUCAUAUGAAAAUCAUAUAUAGAGCUAUAUUUAGAAAUAAAACAAUAUCUUAUGAAUGAU